AUGAGGGUGUUGAAGGCCGGUGUCAAGCGCGAUGACUACAACUGGCGUCAGAUCCGUCCCGGACUAUGGCAGCGCGAUGCCGACGAAGCCGAAGUGUUCUACUCAACCCUGGCCAAGCUCUACGCAGGAUCCGGACGGAUGCACUUCGCCAUCACGGGCCACAUCGCCCUGACCAUCAGUGUCCCUGAAGAUGAGGACCCGGAAGUCGUCUCCAGACGGCUUGACGAGUCCCUCCGGAUUGCCUGGCUCAGACAACGCUACGAAACUCCAACCAUCGCCUCAUCUGUGCAUUACGACGCUCUCGACGGAAAGUGGAAAAAGUCCUACCGAACCAUUCCCGACGACGCAUCGACAAAAGCAUGGCUCGAAAGGACAUUCCAAGUGGUAUCAACCGGCCAAACAGGCGAAGACUGGGCCAACUCCGAUCCACCCGCUCCAACCACACCCACUCUGUUCGUCAUCUGUCCUUGCGCUGUAAUUACAUCCCAGGAUCCUUCCACCAUCUGCAUCCGCCGCGACCUCGUCCUGCGCUCUCCCCACGACAUCAUCGACGGCAUCGGCACGCUCCACUUCCUCAACAGUCUCGUCACUAAAACCACCCAAGCCUUCACCGAAGGCGAAUUCUUCCGCGAGCUCCCCGUCUUUGACGGCUCCGAAGCAUCCAACCUCAGUCCGCCCUACCGAGUAGCCGCCAACAUUCCCUCGACUCCCACUCCCGAGCACCAAACCCGAUUAUCCACCACCAAAGCCCCAGCCUCGCAACCUUUAAAUCCCGAUAUACCCUUUUUUGAAGAAAUCGGCAUCCCCUACACCAAAGGCUCUCUCUUGCCUGGGAAACAUCAACGCAUAGCGCACUACCUCUCCCGCGAACGCACCUCGGCGCUCAUCACCUUCCUCAAGAACUACCACCCGGGUAUAACGGUGACGCACGCUUUCCACGCCGCUAUCGCUCUCACACUGCGCAAUGCCCAUCUUAAACUUCCCUCCUCCAGCUCCACCUCCAGCUCCAGCGUCAAGACCUCUUCCUCCAUAUACACCAACUACCUCCUCCGCAACGAACGCGCAGCCUGCCAGCCCCCCUACAACACACCCUUACACUGCGUCUCAGUAUAUCACUCCCUACCCUCAACCAAGUUACAGGUAGAUAUGUCAUCUACACCCUCUACCACUUCCCAAGAAAAAAGAGCGGAAUUUGAAACAGUCUUGAACCACAUCAAGGAUUAUUACACAAAUGUGAGGGACGAUCCCAUGCAUUCCGCUCUAGCCCCAGCGAUCUGGGCAAACUGGACACCUGUCCUUCCUGAAGCGGUGUUGAAGGGAGAAGAAAAGAUAGAAGUGCCCAAGCCAAAGGAGGUGCCGAGUGUUAGUGUUUCGAGCAUGGGGGUUGUUGAUAGGAUUUUGAAGAGGGUACAUGAUCUCGGAGAGGAAAGAGGAAUGAAGUUGGAGGUGCAUAGGCCGUGGGUGACGGGGGAGGAACUGACGAAUGGGUUGGGGGUGUUUUUGGGCACGUUUGAUGGGGAGUUGUGUUUGAGUUGUGCGUUUAAUGAGGCGUGGCAUGAUAGAAAGGGAGUGGAUGAGUUUUUGUGGGAGGUGGAAAGGGUGGUUGGUGGUUGGGUGGAGGGAGGCACUGGGGUUGGUGGAUCCUGA
This is a messenger RNA of Neurospora tetrasperma FGSC 2508, 1647 nucleotides long. RefSeq lists its product as uncharacterized. Lineage: Eukaryota; Fungi; Ascomycota; Sordariomycetes; Sordariales; Sordariaceae. Gene Ontology annotation, biological process: mycotoxin biosynthetic process. The coding region runs from base 1 to 1647 and encodes 548 amino acids. The transcript has 2 exons. Gene Ontology annotation, molecular function: acetyltransferase activity. The record is from RefSeq and is a predicted model, not a curated record.